AUGGUUGUUCGAUACGAAGCAGAGGAUCUGCUGUACUUGCGGGAGUCACCGUUAUGUAUCAAACCUUCGAGCCUCCCUCCAGCUGAAGAGUGGAUGGGAAUCUCCAAUACUGACCAGCUCAACCGUUUAGACCCUGAGGACCUUGUCUUCGCACCCCCUCGAACAGCUUUUGCCUCUGCGCGAGGUAAAUCAGCCCUUGAGCCUGACAAAAUUACUAAAGAGUCCGAGGCUCCUAGCCGUUUCGGCAACUUCCGAAGUCGCAAUGGAGACCUAGACGUCGAUCGAUUCCGCGAUGGCCGCAACAAUAACGGUCUCCGCCGUCGUGAUGGCGAGAGCGAAACAGAGGGCUGGAGCACUGUGAAGCCUCGCAAGAGUUUUGGACAUGAAGGUGCCGAGCGUUUCCACGGACGCAUGGGAGGUAACUUCCGAGACGAGAAGCGUCAGUCCAAAGAUCGUGAUGACCGCGACGUUGUUCGAGAUCGCCCUGCACGGACUUUCGACGGCUUUACCAGAGAUGCAGAGGACAGUGAGGGGCGGCCACGAAACGGAAUCAACAGAAACAAAGUCGAGCCCUGGUACAAGAACGAGUCCAAUGUCGCUACCACACCUGCUACUGAAGCGACGACUACCACUCCUGAUAAGCGCGAACGUAUUGACCGCGCUAAGAGCUGGAGAGAUCGCGAAGUUCUUGCCGAUGCUACUGAUGAUCGCCUCAACAACAGCAACAAUAACCGCACGAAUGAUAGACGCUGGGGGCGGGAUCGUGACCAGCGAGUCGAGCGUGAGCCUGAAUGGCUAGACGAACCCCUUGAGGAACUUCCUGAAGCCCACACUCAACAGGAUUUCCAGAAGUGGAUGGAGGAGAUGAAGAAGCAGAAAGCUGGAAUCUCCACUAAGCCUGUAAACGCCGAAGCGGCAGAGGCAAUGAUUGAAAUGGAAAAACCCCCUGUUCAAUCUGCCCCCGCUGUGCCAUCUGCACCAGACAAGUUCUUUGAAGCUUUUGGAACAACUGCUGGUCUCGAAACUCCACGUGCCGAAGAGAAUAAGAACCCUGUCGCGAAACCCAAAGCAACUGGCAAGUCAUCAAGGUUUACGUCCUUUUUCGCGCAGCCCCAGGAAGAAGUUCGAGGACGAACAGAGCCCCCAACUCCUAUGACUGGACCUCCUGUUCACAGUGGCAUGCCCCUGCCUAUGCCUUUCCCCGGCGGUCCUGCUCCUUCUGGUGGACCCGACGACGAGCGACAAGCUUUCCAGCAGUUACUUGCGAAGCUGCAGAAGCAGACCAUGAGUGCUACACCCCCAGGCCCUUCGCCCUUUUCAGUCCCUCAGGGAACGCCGCCAAAUGCCGGUAGACCUAACGUAAUUACUUCACCUGAUUCGCCUUUCCAGCAGUAUGGACCUGAUCGACGUAUGGAAGGUCCUCUUGGCCGACCUCCGCCACACCAUGUUCAAGAAAUCCUUGCUCCUCGACCCCAGCAACAAGCUGCUCGUCCUGAACAGCUUCUUCAGGAUCUCGUUGGCCAGCGCCAGCAUGCCCCCAGCCAAGGCUCUGGCCGUCCCGAUACUGCUCGUAACAACAGCAACACUGAGUUCUUGAUGAACCUGAUGAGAGCACCUCAGGAGGGCCAACGAAACGACUUGUUGAUGCGCAUGGUUCCGCAGCACCAAAAGCCAGGACAAAUGCCUCAGGAGCCUGAUUUCCCUAGGGACGACCGUGGCCCCCAACGUCAAAUGAGACCCCAACCACCACCUGGCUUUCCGAUGGAGGAUCGAUUCCACAACCCUUCUGACGUUGAUGCACGACCGAAUCAGCCUACGCAAAUUUUGCAGCGUCCACCACCCCGUCCUGGCCUGGACCACCAGAUGCCACCCAGCUGGAUGCCUGGUGGCCAGAUGCCUCCCCCUCAGCAACGAGGACUUAUGAUCCCUCCUCCAGGACUUCCUGGCGGUCCUGUAGGCCCUGUCGGUCCUGGACCAAACCGUAACAUGCCCAUGCCUCACAUGUUCCCUCCCAACUUCCCACCCGGCGUGAUGCCUCCUCCCGAGGCUCUAGGUGGCCCUCCACCUCGCAACAUGCCUCCUCCCCCUCCCGGCUUCUUUGGCGGCCCACCUCACGGAUUCAUCCCUCCUGGCCUUGCAGGCUUCAAUGGACCCCCUGGACCGGAUUUCCCCGGUAGUCCGUUUGAAGGACGUGGCAUGCCUCCUGCUGGCAACCCUGGCCGUGGCGCGGCCUUUGGCAGACCUUGA
Molecule: messenger RNA, 2247 nt
Organism: Fusarium venenatum
Lineage: Eukaryota; Fungi; Ascomycota; Sordariomycetes; Hypocreales; Nectriaceae
Source: RefSeq, a predicted model, not a curated record